This is a messenger RNA of Mytilinidion resinicola, 1220 nucleotides long. RefSeq lists its product as uncharacterized. Lineage: Eukaryota; Fungi; Ascomycota; Dothideomycetes; Mytilinidiales; Mytilinidiaceae. The transcript has 2 exons. Gene Ontology annotation, molecular function: protein binding. The coding region runs from base 211 to 969 and encodes 252 amino acids. The record is from RefSeq and is a predicted model, not a curated record.
UGAUAUCACCGACAUCAUCAUCAGCUUUGUUCGUUCCAACCGCGGAAUCCUCUCGAAGAACAAAUUUCCGCAGCCGCGAGCCUCGCAAGUAGUGCGACCGGCUUCGCGGCCUUCUUCCGUGCCAUCACAACCUACACAAGCCCGUCACCUCGUUAAUUACCAAUCUUCCUCGAGCUCAUUGGCAAUUUUCACGAUUCAAAAGCAAGGAAGAUGGCGGCUCGCGGAAGGCUAAAUAAGGGUCCACCGUCCUUUUCUGCUAUGUCUCAAGACUUGGUCACCGUCCUUGUCGGCCCUCAAGGAAAGGCCUAUCAUGCUCAUAUGGAUCUCAUCGUCCACUACUCGGAGUACUUCAGGGCCGCAUUCACAGGAUCGUUCCGAGAGGCAGAGGAGAAAGAGUUAACCUUGGAAGAAGUCGAAGAGAGGACUUUCGGGUUCUUUAUGGAUUGGCUCUACUCGAAGAAGCUUCCUCAGAAUUGUGGAACCACAGAACGCAGCUCAGCAUACCCGCUUCAGCCGUGCACUUGCAAUGAGGAUGAGGCACGAUAUCCACUUGUCAAACUAUACAUAUUCGGCGAUCGCUACCAAGUCCCCGACCUCCGGAAGGACGCCCUGAAUGCAAUCUAUCAAGAAUGCAACCAUGAUAACCCUCUACAUCUGCCUUCAAAUGUAGAGGUCAUCGAAGCAUUCGAGACUCUGCCAUCAGACUCACUUCUGUGCAAGUUCUACAUCGAUGUAUUUGCCAGGCGGUAUUUUCCUAUCGUCUGGGAUACUGAACAGGACGAUCGGAUGAGCGCAUAUCUACCGCAUGCGUACCUUUACGGAGUAAUGCAGAAGAUGGGUAAUCUACUACACCAUUUCGAAGCCAACGAGAUGAAGCUUUGCAACUAUCAUGAGCAUACAGACGAAGAGCGUGUGGCUUGUGAAGCGGAGCAUAAGAUUGCCGAUAUCACAGAAUUUGGCGAAAUCUAGGAGGAAAUCCAGUUGGGUGGUCAGAGUUUGGGGUGCUUCGACGGAUUAUCAAAAAUGGAACAGCAUGCAAAAUGCUUGACAGUAUAGAUAAGACGCUAUGCUUUUGACUUCUGCACCUGGGUGACGAUGGGGGCCGAUACGCCACACUUGUGGCUAUGCAUGAUUCUGAACCUUGCUCAGCUGAACCUGUUUCCACCCUACGACUGAUUGGAACCAGGCAGACGUCGCAGAAACUAGUGGGGCUCGCAGGC